GAAGUUCGCAGUGAAGUUCACGACUCUGGUUCCAGGUUGUCUCCACCAGGGGGCACAGCCCGGGGCAGGCAGGCUCAAUCCAAACCAGCCACACCGCUCCUUCUCCUCGUACCAUGAGCUGAAUCUGUCCGGGACAGACCAGGGAAGAUGGCGGCCACUGACCAUUCCCGGUCCGAAGCUGCCAAACAGCGACGGCAGGAUCAGCUGCAGCGAUGGCUGGGCUCAGAAACAGAUCAGACGGGAUCGGAGGCCCGGGAAACUUUGAGCGGUUCCGGGACGCGGCGGGCGAAAGUCCGGUUCGCCCAAGGAGCCGUGUUUAUGGCCGCCUGCUCCGCCGGAGACCGGGAGGAGGUGGCAGUGCUACUCCGGCAGGGAGCUGACAUCAACCACGCCAAUAUAGACGGACUGACAGCGCUUCAUCAGGCCUGCAUUGAUGAAAAUGCUGAGAUGGUGCAGUUUCUGGUGGAGAGCGGGAGUGAUGUCAACAGAGGGGACAAUGAGGGCUGGACUCCUCUGCACGCCGCCGCCUCCUGCGGUUUCAUCCAGAUCACUAAAUACCUGAUAGAGCACGGUGCUCACGUCGGGGCGGUGAACAGUGAAGGAGAGCUUCCUCUGGACGUGGCCACAGAAGACGCCAUGGAGAGACUUCUCAAGGGUGAAAUCAAAAAACAAGCUAUCGACGUGGACAAGGCCAGAAAGGAGGAGGAGAGGGUCAUGCUCCAAGACGCCAUGGCAGUGCUGGCAGGAGGUGGCACCCUCACACCUCACCCAAACACCAAGGCAACCGCUCUGCACGUCGCCGCUGCCAAAGGCUACAUCGAAGUCCUGAAGGUGCUGCUACAGUGUGAGGUGGACGUGGACGGCAGGGACAUCGACGGGUGGACGCCCCUGCAUGCAGGAGCUCACUGGGGGCAGGAGGAGGUGUGCUCCCUGCUGGCUGACAAUAUGUGUGAUAUGGGUGCCGUCAACAUUGUGGGCCAAACACCUCUAGAUGUUGCACAUGAGAACCUCGCGGACACUCUGGAGGAGCUGCAGAAGAAGCAGAAUGCUUUACGCAGCGAGAAAGAGAAACAGACUCCUGUUAUUGAGACAAGCCAGCAAAUCUCCAUGGUACCACUUCGCACACGCAGGACUUCUAUCUCUCGUAUGAGCAGUAAGGAAAAGAUCUAUCUUCACGAGCGGGAGAAGCACCCACCUCCUGCCCUGCAGAGCAGCCCGGCUGAGGACGAGGAGGAGGAAGGGCAGACGGGACAGAGCCAGCCUCAGAGCCAGGGGAAGGCCUCCAGCAGCUCCAGCUCGGAGGAGGAGAGCGAAUCAGAGAGCGACGCAGAGUCGGAGAAAGCGAAAAACCGAGAGAUCAUAAACAACUUGAAUAACAAACGCAAUGCCACCGGCCUGCUUCCUACCUCCAUGCCAACGACUACUGCUGCCAGCCAAGUGAAAAAGGACCCAGGCAAGCCCCCAGCCCCCGAGGCCCCGGGCUCCUGGAGAACGUCUCUGAGGAAAGCAGGCAGCUCGGUGACUCUGGGCUCAGCGGGACUGUCCGACGCCAGCCAGGAUCCCAGCAGACCUGCAGAGACCGUCCUGGGCAUGACCCGCUCUGCCUCCAGCCCCCGCCUCAGCUCUGAACCCGACACCAAGGAGCCGAAGCUCGCUCGGGUGCCGCCCAUCCCGACACGGAGGCUCUUCAGUAUUCCAGACACCAGCCCUGACAACUCCAACAGUUGGCUAAGUCGUAGCUCCUCUUACACCCGGCGCCUUCAUAGUCAAUCAGGGAAUGACCUCACUAGUUCCACCCCCUCUUUGCUUCACAGCUCAUCUUAUGGAAAGAGACUGGAUGACCCCACCAUGACCUCAGCUAGCACAGGAACAAGCUCUGCUGGACUCAGCCGCCUUAACAGCGUCUUGGGCCAGAGACUUCCUCAGGAACAGACGGAAAAGAAGGAUCAGUCUGCCGUCACCACCUCCAACUCUCGGAGCACGACCACGGGCGAACAGGAGGCCAAGCAGAGGCGCAAAUCAUAUCUGACGCCAGUGCGGGACGAGGAGGCAGAAGCACAGAGGAAGGCUCGCUCCAGACACGCUCGGCAGUCCCGCCGCUCCACUCAGGGGGUGACGCUAACAGAUCUGCAGGAGGCAGAGAAGACGAUGAAGACAGACAACAAAGGGAGAGAAAAGAAGGAGGAGGAAGAGAAGGAGAAGGAGGCAAAAGCAAAGAAGGGAGAGGAGGGGGAAGUGAGCUGGAGGUCUCGUAUUGCCAGUCUGCAGAAGUCUGACCUGCUGGGCCUCACACAGCCCGCUGGUACUCCACGCCCUCAGACGUCUGACAGGAGAGAUGUUGAGGCCAGCACAGGGGAGAGCGAGACAGAGCGAUGGGCCAGGGAGCGCAGGGAGAGGAGACAAGCUCGGGCCAGGAGGAAGGCACAGAGGACCGGAGAGAGUGAUGACAAUGAUCCCAGUGGAGAGGAAGAGUUCUCAGGCAGUGGGCUGGAUCCACAGCACCGUCUCAAUGAUAGCAGUGUCUCUGACCUCUGCUCUGCUCGUCUACUCAGGUCCUUUAUCGACUGCACCCAGGGAGGAGGCUCUGACUCCAAGGAUUUUAAGAAGCUGUUUGAGGAGGUCUCCAGAGAAAAUAGUCAGCUCCAGUCUCAGCUGCAGGACACUCAGAGGAUUAUCAGUCAGACCAGGAUGGACCUGGAGAAGGCCACGCAGAGACAGGAGCGCCUCAGUGACUGUUCAGCCAUGCUGGACCUGGAGAGAAAGGACCGGAGGAUGUUGGAGCGGCGAAUGGCUGAGCUGGAGGAGGAGCUAAAGGUUCUGGUCGACCUGAGAGCCGACAACCAGCGUCUCAAAGAUGAAAAUGGAGCACUGAUCCGUGUCAUCAGCAAACUCUCCAAAUAGACUGAGAGGGAGAGACACGAAGAGCAGGGAACCCCCCCACCCCCCCUCCCCUCCAUCCAUCCCUCCCUCCCUGCUUCCACACAUUCCUCCCAGUGCCAAAGAGUGAGAGAGAGAGAGAGAGGGGGAGAGAAGCAGCCGAAUGUCCUGCGUACAUGAACACCACAGCUUGACUUGGAUUGUGAUGCCUCUCUGUGAACAGCUGGAGUGGCUUUUGUGUGCCUUACUGCCCGUUUGUCACAGGAAGACCUAUGGCAUGAAGGCCUGUGGCUAUUUCAGAGGCUCCCACAGCAGCAACAUGAGACUCGACAACAGCCAGAAAGCCAGCGGCUGCUGCAACACACGAAGCAUCUACUACGACUGUGCAUCAGGGGAACAUUAACGUGCACACACAUUCCUAUGCGUGCAUCACAUACUUCCUCCAUGCACAUUCCACGAGCGCACAAGGCAGCUUGGUCCUUAAAGCUCCCACUUAGUAUUUAUUUUUUUGUGAACACACUCACGUCACACAUUCACGAAUUUACCCCACUCACAGUUCAAAUCUAACGUGUUGUCAAGCAGUAAAGGUUUUGGUGUAGUUCUUUAAAAAAAGAAAAACGAAAAAAAAACAACAAAAAACCUGGCUCUUUCUUUACAUUCAGCACCAUCGUGAUGACACGGGGAAGUCCACAAAGCUCUGUUGGGUUGUUUUGUUUCCACAUGCAAGUGUUUGAACCCACCUACCUCUCCACCUAUGCACUUCCCCUCCAUACAUUUUUAUUUUUGUGACCACAGACACACUCCAUGCUCUUAAAAAUGACCAGGUCAGUCGACCACAGCACUUUACACCCUGCAAAGCGAUAAAAGAUGUGCGGUGCUUUGCCCGUCCUCCAGACAGACAAACUUAUGUCAGAGCAGCACCCUCUCACUUAGUAAGUGGAGGGAGAAGUUACCGAUAGCUGAAGGUCAAAGGUCAUUGCACAAUUAUAUAGAAAUUGCUGUUCUGUCAAAGCCUAUUAUGCUAUGGAUGGUUUUAAUUAUUACCAUUGAUAAAGAUAUUAUUUUCAUAGUUUUUCAUUGUCAAUUCCUCUCUGGCAAGGGAGCAUGGUUAUGUAUAUUGUAAGUGUAUAAAUAUUAGUCUUGAAUAAUACCCCCUUUGAAGUAAAAUUCCAUGUAGCCUUUCUUCACAUGUUGGUUUUCUAAUAUAUUGAAUGGAUGUCUGCACCCUAAUAAAAAAAAGUGUGUUUGUA
This is a messenger RNA of Cottoperca gobio, 4127 nucleotides long. RefSeq names its product protein phosphatase 1 regulatory subunit 12A. NCBI's taxonomy places the organism in Eukaryota, Metazoa, Chordata, Actinopteri, Perciformes, Bovichtidae. Gene Ontology annotation, biological process: signal transduction. The record is from RefSeq and is a predicted model, not a curated record. The transcript is spliced from 24 exons. Gene Ontology annotation, cellular component: cytoplasm. Bases 148 to 2901 code for a protein of 917 amino acids. Gene Ontology annotation, molecular function: protein kinase binding; enzyme inhibitor activity; phosphatase regulator activity.